GUGAGUGUUUGUAAACGACCUUACGGGUUUUCCUAAACAUCGCUGCUUAAGCGAACUAUGUUUUGGAGAAACCGAGCUAACGCCAGUUAGCCAGCUAACAUUACCUCAGGGUCGUCCAUGCAUCUAAAACGUGUUUUCACUUGUCGUCCUGAUGUGAACAGUUCUCAGGGCUGCGCUGGUGCGAACAGACUGUGCUUGAUUGACAUCCUCAUCGUAACGCCUAUGUGGCCUGCAGCAACGGACGAGGGCAACGGUUCCCCGGGUGUGCCUCCCGGUCACUGCCGCUGAUCGAUGUUUGACACCAGAGGCCGCCGGCGAGCCGCGACGCGCGCACGCCUCCGGGCGAACGUGAACGGUGAGUCAAUGCCCCACCGUAGUGUCUUACCGACUGUGUAGAGGCCCCUGCCGGCUGUAGCGGCGCCACGGUCGCAGCGAACGCACGCAGACCGCCCGUGACACUGACGCCGAUGUGAGAAGCCGGACUAGCGGCUCAGCACGUGAGCGAGAGAAGUGCGGAGAGGGAUUCUCACGUGAAUCCCAUUGAUCAUUGAUCCCACAGUGAACAUCACCGGUGCGGGCAUGACUGCUGAUCGGGACUGAUUGAGGGGGAAAAAAAAAAAAAAAAAAACAUUCACUCAUGUCACAACUGGUAACAUUACCUGCAGUUGCGUUGAAUUCCUGUUUUCACCUGCGCUCUCUUCAUGUCACAGAGCUGCGGCAGACUUCUGCUGGCUUCUGCACUGUGUGUUGAUCAUUGGAAUCGGCUGCCUGUCACGAUUAGCGUUAUUAUCAAACAGGGUGGCUACGACAAGCCUGAGAGCUGCAUGUCAUGGCGUUUUGUUUUGUUUGUUUGUUUUGUUCUUGAGCGACAGUGGCCUAUAUAAAAAUACAAAUUAUGCAUAUGAUUAUCUUGAUUUAUUUCCGUUCACAUGUCAUCACGAGCUGCACAUCGCCGUGCGGUUUCGAAGUGAAAGUGUCUCGGCGUGUUGUGAUGUUGAGGACGGGAGCCUCUGGUGAAAUGGUCAACGGCAACGAGGGCGCACAGAUUCCCCGCCUCGGCUACGAGUAGACGACCUCCUACCGACUUACUUCACGUCACCCCGCCCGUCUGCUUAACGUCUCCUCCUCAAAACCUUUGCUGCGACCAUCCCCUUUGAGCGACUCUGGGCUGAGGAGGAAAAAAAGAAAAAGAGGAAAGACAGACCGCGAGAGACAGAGGGAGAAAGUGAGAGAGCCUAAAUACAUGCACACUCCCAACAUCACCUAGACUACCUGCUCCAGCACAACGAGGGGAGGAGGACGCACAAGUGCAGGCGCGUCCAUGCGUGCCAGCCGAACAAGACAAUAGGAGCACGGAUCCAAAACUGGAAUAAGAGUUUAUCUUCAGAACUCUUUGGAGAAGAGACCACAGCUCUGCUACGAGAAGAACACAGCCUAAAUGAGUACAUUGUAAGAAGAGUCAUGCAUCUCAACAGAGAAGAAGAUAACAGCAAAGGCUCAGUGUCUCUCAGUGUAUUCCUGGUGUCUGUUGCGUUCGUAGUAUGUGCCAUUUGGCUGGUAGCUCUAUGUGGCGUCUGCACCUGGUGUCAACGUAAACUGGGAAAGAGGAAUAAGCCUGGGGUGGAGGCGGCCAGCUCUCCAGAUUCUGUGCGAGGUCGAGGGGAAAAUAAAGCCAUCAAUGAUCUAGACAGAGACUUUUGGAAUAACAAUGACAGCAGCAACGUGCAACAGCGGUGGAGCUCCUACCCGCCCAAGGAGUUCCUCUUAAACAUGUCUCCCUAUGCUCCCUACGGAGACCCUCGCCUCACGCCAAAUUUCGGGGACACUUCCCUCUCGUCCGCUUCCACCCUGGAGCACAUCCCGUCCUCGGCUGUGGCACGCCCUCGGCCCCUGGUCCGGCAGCAGAGCCUCCAACAGCCCCUCACUCACCAGCCCCCUCCGGGUCCCAACGACCCCCCAGUCACCUCACAGAGCCUGGGCCAGCUACACACGGGCCCAGGCGGCGGGGGCCACCGUGGGGGCCCACGGGGGGUCCGGGGGAGUCCGGCUGGAGCCUCCCGGUACAGAGGAGUAGGGGCAGGCCGAUCGAGGUCAAAUCCAGGCAGCUGGGAUCACAUGAUGGAGCAGAUCCGCAACAGAGGACUGGAUGUCAAGUCGUUCCUUGAGGGGAAGAUGGUUGUUCUGUCUCUAGCAAUCGGGCUGGCUGAACAGGAUGACUUUGCCAACCUCCCAGAUCUACAGGAAGCACCAGCGAGCAAAGAAAAUGAAACCACACCAGAAAAGAGAACUCCGGGUAACAAACCAGGCAGUAGCCCAAGGGGUCAGACACCAGAUGAGACCGGACGCCGCCAGGGGCCAAGCCACGAUGCCAACUCCUCUGUUUCUGACUUGGCCAACUCAGUCACCAGUGACAUGCUUAUGUUGUCUCCAGGUUCGGAGGAAGAUGAACAUGAGGGUCCAGUGUGUGAGAAGCUGGGUCGUAUUCAGUUUAGUGUCGGAUACAGUUUUCAGGACUCCACACUAACUGUCAAAAUUCUGAAGGGCCAGGAUUUGCCUGCUAAGGACUUUUCCGGCACCUCUGAUCCGUUUGUCAAACUCUACCUGCUGCCGGACAAGAAGCACAAAUUGGAGACCAAAGUGAAGAGGAAGAAUCUAAACCCCCACUGGAAUGAGACCUUCCUGUUUGAAGGGUUCCCCUAUGAGAAGGUGGUCCAGAGGACUCUAUACCUGCAGGUUCUCGACUACGACCGCUUCAGCAGGAAUGACCCCAUAGGAGAGGUGUCCAUCCCCCUCAACAAACUGGACCUGGCCAACAUGCAGACUUUCUGGAAGGAGCUGAAACCAUGUAGCGAUGGCAGCGGGAGUCGAGGGGAUCUGCUGGUGUCUCUGUGCUACAACCCCACAGCCAACACCAUCACUGUGAGCAUCAUCAAAGCCCGCAACCUCAAAGCCAUGGACAUUGGAGGCACUUCUGACCCCUAUGUAAAAGUGUGGUUGAUGCACAAAGACAAGCGUGUGGAAAAGAAGAAGACAGUGGUAAUGAAGCGCUGUCUGAACCCUGUUUUCAACGAGUCCUUCCCCUUUGACGUGCCUGCCCACGUGCUGAGGGAGACUACCAUAAUUAUCACCGUCAUGGACAAGGACAGGCUGAGUCGCAAUGAUGUCAUUGGAAAGAUUUAUCUUUCAUGGAAGAGUGGCCCUGCAGAGGUAAAACACUGGAAAGACAUGAUGGGUCAUCCUCGUACUGCCGUGGCCCAGUGGCACGCUCUCAAGGCCUGAGGGACCCAGCGACCAACCUGCCUACAGUGUUUUUCCCCUCAGAAUUCAGCAUCAGCCGCUCAGCCCCUGCCCUCAGCACAUAUCCACUACUUCCUAACUGCAGUCUUGGGCUGCAGGAAACUGUCUGUCAUCUCUUUGUUCUCAGGCCUCUUUGAUAUCCCCUGCCCUCAGUCCUUGUGACACUAUCUUUAAAUUUCACCGUUGUCAAGAUCUUUUUCCCCACCUGACCCCCUCUCAUCCCUUUGUCUGGACUUAAUGUCUUUGAUGUCUUUACUCACUUUCUCCUUUUGCCCUCUUUCUAUGAGAUUUGCUUUUUUUUUUUUGCAAGAUAUCCCUUAGUCUUUCAUCCACCUCGUCAACCACCCUCAGUGUUUAACAUCAGAGCAGUACCUCUUGCCACCCAUGAAUACAAACUACCAACCAAAAAUGGAUCAAACUGAUAUUCCAACCAUCCUCCAUGGCGGGAAGGCAGGCUGCAUUCAAACAUGCACAUGAGUGUGAAUGACGCUGACCUGUGCAACCCAUUUACCACCCACAUCUGUUGUUGCAGUGAGGAAUCUUCCACUCUCCUCCUGUUAAGUCCACUUCUGUUACCGUCACUAAUCCUGCAUACCCUUAAAAUGCCUGAAAAAUCAGGAAAACCAAUGCAGGCAAUGGAAGAGUGAUGGCCUGUAUUUAAAAUGAACUGGAACUGGACCAUGUCACUCAACUCAAUCUUGAUCUUUUUCACUUUUCACUCUUUCUCUGGCACCACUGUAAUAAUUCUCCCUUGGCUGGAACCCUUUGUUGUCUGUGCGUGCUGUGGGUGAUGUGCUGUAACCCCAAAUGAAAUUCUUCAACAACAACAAAAAAAAAAAAA
This is a messenger RNA of Xiphias gladius (swordfish), 4138 nucleotides long. It is a transcript of the gene syt7b, whose product is annotated as synaptotagmin VIIb. Gene Ontology annotation, biological process: calcium-ion regulated exocytosis; cellular response to calcium ion; vesicle fusion. Gene Ontology annotation, cellular component: membrane; axon; synapse. Bases 1462 to 3279 code for a protein of 605 amino acids. Lineage: Eukaryota; Metazoa; Chordata; Actinopteri; Istiophoriformes; Xiphiidae. Gene Ontology annotation, molecular function: SNARE binding; calcium ion binding; clathrin binding. The record is from RefSeq and is a predicted model, not a curated record. The transcript has 14 exons.